Messenger RNA from Laccaria bicolor S238N-H82, 1068 nucleotides. RefSeq lists its product as uncharacterized. NCBI's taxonomy places the organism in Eukaryota, Fungi, Basidiomycota, Agaricomycetes, Agaricales, Hydnangiaceae. The coding region runs from base 1 to 1068 and encodes 355 amino acids. The transcript has 2 exons. The record is from RefSeq and is a predicted model, not a curated record.
AUGAACAGCCCAGUGUCCAAUGGAGCCCCUGUGCAAGGGUAUCCUGCAGCUCCUGUCGUCCCAUCUUCCCUUCCUGCUGGUACCCCACCUGCCAAAGAUCUCUCCCAGGACAACAAUGCUCCCCAGUAUCCUGGUGGAUCCCGUCCACCCACGGGGGGUCUGUUAGAGAACAAGUCACCCCAAGUUGGACCUAGUGGUCACCAUGGGGCUCCUCCAGUAAAUAGUGCUCCAGAACCUAUUGCACUGUCAGCUAUUCCUCCUGCCAAUGGUCCUUCACCUACUGGCACUCAGAAUGGCCCUGUGCAAUACCCUCAGACACCCACUGAAAGCAAUGCACCAGGAGGACCUCUUCCUCCUCCUGCAUCGUUGUCUCUCCCACCUGUCAAUGGUCCAGCACCUACUGGAGCUCAAGGAGGUCCUGUGCCAUACUCACCCAGCAGCGGCAACACACCAACUGAUUUGAAGGACUUGGGAGCACGUCCCCCUCCUCCUGUAUCGUCAUCUCUUCCACCUGUCAACAGUCCUGCACCUACUGGUGCUCAAGGAGGCCCCGCGCCGUACUCUCCGCCACACACUGACAGCAAUGCACCACCUAAUCCUAAAAAUCAAGGAGCAUGUCUUCCUCCUCCUGCAUCAUUGUCCCUCCCUCCUGUUAAUGGUCCUGCACCUACUGGUGCUCAAGGAGGUCCCACACCAUACUCUCUGCCACACACCGACAGCAAUGCGCCGACUGAUCCUAAAAAUCAAGGAGCACGUCCCCCUCCUCCUGUAUCAUCGUCUCUCCCUCCUGUCAAUGGUCCUGCACCUACUGGUGCUCAAGGAGGGCCCGUGCCAUCCUCUCCUGAUGUGCCAACUGAUUCCAAAGACUUGGGAGCAUGUCCCCCUCCUCUUGCAUCGUUGUCUCUCCCUCCUGUCAAUGGUCCUGCACCUACUGGUGCCCAAGGAGGCCCUGUGCCGUACUCUCCGCCACACACUGACAGCAACACACUGACUGAUCCUAAAAAUCAAGGAGCACGUCCCCCUCCUCUUUCAUUGUCGUCUCUCCCUCCUGUCAAUGGUCCUGCAUAG